CAAAGUGCAAACAGAAGUACUUGUAUAUCUUUUUCCAAAGUGAAGCAGCAAGCUCAACAAACUCUACAAUGGCAGGCGCCAUAACCAUACCCACAACUCACACCCUCCGACUCAUAAACCCACGCUCACAUUCAUGGCUCCUCAAUCUCCGCCACAUCUCACCGCCGUCAUUUUCUCUCUCCACCGCCACCUCCGCCGCAUCUCUCUCUCCUGCCCCCUCCACUGCAGAAGAAGAAGAUUCCGACCACCACAAUUCAACCCCAUCAGACACUCCUCCAAAACCCAGCAAUAAAAGCGCACCGUUUUACCCCAAAAGAGGGCAGACCCUUGAGUUAGUAUGCGACACAUUGGCGUUUAAAGGGAAAGGUGUUUGCAAAGUUCCUGAAACUGGGUUUGUUCUUAUGUGUGACCGUGCUCUUCCGGGUGAACGCUUCUUGGGCCGGGUUACCCGUAAAAGGGGUAGUUAUGCGGAGGUGGCAAAAUUAAAAACAUUAUCGCCCCACCAGGAUGCCGUGGAUGCUCCUUGUGAAUAUGCUUCAUAUUGUGGAGGCUGUAAGACUCAGAGUCUGUCGUACGAAGCCCAAAUAAAAUAUAAAGAACAACAAGUUCGGGAGUUGAUGAUACAUGUUGGGAAGUUUUCUGAUGAACAACCUGAUUGUCUCAGCAUUAUGAAGCCCAUUGUUCCUUGUGCAAAUCAGUUUCAUUAUAGAAACAAGAUGGAGUUCUCAUUUAGCAAUAGAAGAUGGAUACCUCAAGAACUUUGGGAAGAAGAGCAAGGUAGUGGGAACGAGUAUGCCCUUGGACUUCAUGCUCCUGGAUUUUUUGACAAGGUUCUCAAUGUUGACAAGUGCCUGUUACAAAGCGAACCUGGCAAUGCGGUUCUCUUGGCAGUUCAAGAUUGCUGGAGAGAUGAGAGCUUAGGCCUUUCUCCUUACAAUGUUCACUCCCAUGCUGGAUUUCUCAAGCAUCUAGUGAUAAGAACUGGCAGGGAUGUCCAAACUGGUAAGCCUGAAAUUAUGGUCAAUUUUGUUACUUCUGCGUACAAGCCGGAGCUAUUACAGACUCUAGUUGAGAAAGUUUCAGCCAUCACUGAAGUGGCCAGCAUUGUGAACAACAUAAAUACCUCAGUUGGGAGCACUUCAAUUGGGGAGGAGGAACAUGUAUUGUAUGGGAAACCUAUUAUUGCAGAAGUAUUGAGAGGGCUGACGUUUCAGAUUUCAGCCAACUCAUUCUUCCAGACAAAUACACAGCAGGCGGAAGUUCUCUAUGAAUUAAUUGAAGAUGCUGCUAGUCUCAAAGGAGACGGCUCAGAGAUUGUGCUGGAUUUGUUUUGCGGAACAGGCACCAUUGGUCUCACACUUGCCAGAAGAGCCAAGCAUGUGUAUGGCUAUGAAGUAGUUGCUCAAUCCAUCGCAGAUGCUCACCAAAAUGCUGACCUGAAUGGCAUCUGUAAUGCUACGUUUGUCCAAGGAGAUCUUAAUAAAAUUGAUGAGAACUUUGGAAAGAAUUUCCCGAGGCCUGAUGUAGUGAUAUCAGAUCCAAACCGUCCGGGAAUGCACAUGAAGUUGAUCAAGUUUCUUUUAAAGUUGAAAGCCCCUCGAAUUGUCUAUGUUUCCUGCAAUCCUGCCACAUGCGCUCGUGACCUUGACUACCUGUGUCAUGGCUCGGUGGAGCAAAAUAUAAAAGGAUGCUACCAAUUAAAGAGCAUCCAACCUGUAGACAUGUUCCCUCACACGCCACACAUUGAGUGUGUUUGCUUGCUGGAUCUCAUUGACUAAUUGUUCAGACUUCAGACUAUUUGCAUUAAGGGUCAUUUCUCAUAUGAAUGAAAGGCCAAAAUAUCCUUGUUCAAUCUGUUGCUGUUUCUAAGAACUCAACAACGUCUGGAGGUCCAAUGCUUGUACAGCUACAAGCAGAAGGUUGUCCUCAACUGCGUCGCAGAAAAUAUUUUAUUUUACAGAGGAAUGAAUUACUGAUGUUUCCACCGGUUAGUAGUCGUUCAUUACUUUUUUGCUGCCAAUAUUACAGUCAUAUAACGCACCAGCACAGAAAAUAUUACCAAUUCAUGUAUAUUGAUGGAUCUGGAUACGGGUUCUUACAGAAAUUAUAUUUUGCUUUUGAAAUUGUCCUGAAGGUUUCAUGCUACCUUGGCAAUUUGGACUUGCAAUUUUUGAAGUAGUUUCUUCCAGGGUAGAAGAGUAAUCAGAUUGUAUACAAGUACUAGUAUGUUUAUCAAUGAAAUAAUACAACUUGUGAUUAUUUUGACAUUCAA
Spinacia oleracea (spinach) is the source of this 2272-nucleotide messenger RNA. RefSeq lists its product as uncharacterized. Gene Ontology annotation, biological process: RNA processing. Bases 69 to 1778 code for a protein of 569 amino acids. The transcript is spliced from 11 exons. NCBI's taxonomy places the organism in Eukaryota, Viridiplantae, Streptophyta, Magnoliopsida, Caryophyllales, Amaranthaceae. Gene Ontology annotation, molecular function: RNA methyltransferase activity. The record is from RefSeq and is a predicted model, not a curated record.